AUGGCGCCCUGGGUGCGGACUAUGGGGGAGAAGCUGAAGCAGCGUCUGCGGCUGGACGUGGGACGCGAGAUCUGUCGCCAGUACCCGCUGUUCUGCUUCCUGCUGCUCUGCCUUAGCGCCGCCUCCCUGCUCCUCAACAGUCUGAGCGUGCAGCCAUCGUUACUCUUUAUCUGGAGAUAUUGGUCCCCAAGCAUAAUAUCGGGGAAACUUUCGCAUGAAACUUGGUAUCUUCAUGUUUUAAUGAUCUUCUGGUCGUUUGUUGCUGGAGUUGUCACAUUUUACUGCUCAUUGGGACCUGAUUCUCUGUUACCAAAUAUAUUCUUCAUGAUAAAAUACAAACCUAAGCAAUUAGGACUUCAGGAAUUGUUUCCUCAAGGUCGUAGCUGUGCUGUUUGUGGUAAGGUGAAAUGUAAGCGACAUAGGCCUUCCUUGCUACUUGAGAACUACCAGCCAUGGCUAGACCUGAAAAUUUCUUCUAAGGUUGAUGCAUCUCUCUCAGAGGUUCUUGAAUUAGUGUUGGAAAACUUUGUCUACCCCUGGUACAGGGAUGUAACAGAUGAUGAGUCCUUUGUUGAUGAACUGAGAAUUAUAUUACGGUUUUUUGCAUCCGUCUUAAUUCGAAGGAUUCACAAGGUGGAUAUUCCAUCUAUUAUCACCAAGAAACUAUUAAAAGCAGCAAUGAAGCAUAUAGAAGUGAUUGUUAAAGCCAGUCAGAAAGUAGAAAAUACAGAGUUUUUACAGCAAGCUGCUUUAGAAGAAUAUGGUCCAGAGCUUCAUGUGGCUUUGAGGAGUCGAAGAGAUGAAUUACAUUAUUUAAGGAAACUUACCGAACUACUUUUUCCUUAUAUUUUACCUCCUAAAGCAACAGACUGCAGAUCUCUGACCUUACUUUUAAGAGAGAUUCUCUCUGGUUCAGUGUUCCUCCCUUCUUUGGAUUUCCUAGCUGAUCCAGAUACUGUGAAUCAUUUGCUUAUCAUCUUCAUAGAUGACAGUCCACCUGAAAAAGCGACUGAACCGCCUUCCCCUUUAGUUCCAUUCUUGCAGAAAUUUGCAGAACCUAGAAAUAAAAAACCAUCUGUGCUGAAGUUGGAAUUGAAGCAAAUCAGAGAGCAGCAAGAUCUCUUGUUUCGGUUUAUGAACUUUCUGAAACAAGAAGGAGCAGUGCACGUGUUGCAGAUUUGUCUGACUGUGGAGGAAUUCAAUGACAGAAUUUUACGACCAGAGUUAUCAAAUGAUGAAAUGCUGUCUCUUCAUGAAGAGUUACAAAAGAUUUAUAAAACAUAUUGUUUAGAUGAAAGUGUUGACAAAAUUCGAUUUGAUCCCUUCAUUGUAGAAGAGAUUCAAAAAAUUGCUGAAGGCCCAUAUAUAGAUGUGGUGAAACUUCAAACUAUGAGAUGUCUUUUUGAAGCUUAUGAACAUGUACUUUCUCUCUUGGAAAAUGUGUUUACUCCUAUGUUUUGCCACAGUGAUGAGUAUUUUAGACAACUUUUAAGAGGUGCAGAAUCACCAACACGCAAUUCAAAAUUCAACAGAGGUAGCCUAAGUUUGGAUGAUUUUCGGAGCACACAGAAGAGAGGAGAAUCAUUUGGAAUCAGCCGAAUAGGCAGCAAAAUUAAAGGAGUCUUCAAGAGCACCACAAUGGAGGGAGCUAUGUUGCCAAACUAUGGUUUAGCUGAAGGUGAAGACGACUUUAUUGAAGAAGGUAUUGUUGUAAUGGAAGAUGAUUCUCCAGUGGAAGCUGUGAACACACCGAAUACUCCUCGAAACCUUGCUGCAUGGAAAAUUAGCAUUCCAUAUGUAGACUUUUUUGAAGAUACUUCCUCUGAAAGGAGGGAGAAAAAGGAGAGAAUACCAGUGUUUUGUAUUGAUGUUGAAAGAAAUGAUAGAAGAGCAGUUGGGCAUGAACCUGAACAUUGGUCUGUCUAUAGAAGAUACCUUGAAUUCUAUGUACUUGAAUCAAAACUAACAGAAUUUCAUGGCACAUUUCCUGAUGCCCAGCUUCCUUCUAAGAGGAUCAUUGGCCCUAAGAAUUAUGAGUUCUUAAAGUCUAAGAGAGAAGAAUUUCAGGAAUAUCUGCAGAAACUUCUGCAACAUCCAGAAUUGAGUAACAGUCAACUUCUGGCAGAUUUUCUUUCUCCCAAUGGUGGGGAAACACAGUUUCUUGAUAAGAUACUACCAGAUGUAAAUCUUGGGAAAAUUAUAAAAUCUGUUCCUGGAAAACUAAUGAAAGAGAAAGGUCAACAUUUGGAACCUUUUAUCAUGAAUUUCAUUAAUUCUUGUGAAUCUCCAAAGCCUAAACCGAGUAAACCAGAACUGACCAUUCUCAGCCCUACUUCAGAAAAUAAUAAGAAGCUUUUUAACGAUCUGUAUAAAAAUAAUGCAAACCGUGCUGAGAAUACAGAAAGAAGGCAAAAUCAGAAUUAUUUUAUGGAAAUGAUGACUGUAGAAGGAGUCUAUGAUUACCUGAUGUAUGUCGGACAGGUGGUUUUCCAAGUUCCUGACUGGCUUCAUCAUCUCUUAAUGGGAACUCGAAUCCUCUUUAAAAACACCCUGGAAAUGUAUACUGAUUACUAUCUUCAUUGUAAACUGGAGCAACUCUUUCAGGAGCACCGUCUGGUUUCACUUAUAACACUUCUCAGAGAUGCUGUAUUUUGUGAAAACACUGAACCUCGCUCUCUUCAAGAUAAGCAAAAACGAGCAAAGCAGACUUUUGAAGGAAUGAUGAACUACAUUCCAGAUUUGAUAGUCAAGUGUAUCGGUGAAGAAGCCAAGUAUGAAAGCAUCAGACUUCUUUUUGAUGGUUUACAGCAGCCAGUUCUCAACAAGCAGCUGACUUAUGUUUUAUUGGACAUUGUGAUACAAGAACUGUUUCCAGAGCUCAAUAAGGUGCAGAAGGAAGUUACAUCUGUGACGUCCUGGAUAUAAACAUUUGGAUUUGGGAUAGAAUAACCAGUUGAAAUGUUUGCUGUGCUAGUGUAGUAUAUAUGUACUGUUUUUUCUUUUACUUUUGUAUAUUCCUG
Budorcas taxicolor (takin) is the source of this 3020-nucleotide messenger RNA. RefSeq names its product sorting nexin 14 (gene SNX14). NCBI's taxonomy places the organism in Eukaryota, Metazoa, Chordata, Mammalia, Artiodactyla, Bovidae. Gene Ontology annotation, molecular function: phosphatidylinositol-3,5-bisphosphate binding. The transcript is spliced from 30 exons. The record is from RefSeq and is a predicted model, not a curated record. Gene Ontology annotation, biological process: autophagosome maturation. Gene Ontology annotation, cellular component: late endosome. Bases 1 to 2925 code for a protein of 974 amino acids.